AUGCCAUUCCAAAAGUUAACCUCAGGCAUCUCCCUGCAAAAUAGAUUGCUAUUCAUCAUUGGAGUGUCCGUAUCUUUCAUCUUGGCUGAACUUGCUAUUGGGUUUACCACGCAUUCAGUUGCAGUCGUGGCAGAUGCAUUCCACUAUAUCGGUGAUGUCUUCUCAUUUGUGGUGGCCUUACUGGCUAAUAAGACUGCUGGAACACUAGAGCAAACGAAUGGUUUGAGGAAAAGCCUGUCCAGCCUGGAGGCACAGCAAACUUCUUUGGAACAAAAAGGCCAACGUGGUUCUCAUAUACUUCCGAACCUGGCGGCCUUUUUCAACAGCGUUUUCCUUCUCGCUCUUGGGCUAGGUAUCUUCCUUCAAGCAAUUGAAAGGUUUGUGCAUCUCGAGCCAAUAACAAAUCCGCAAAUGGUCAUGGUAAUGGGAUGUGUCGGAGUCUUCUUGAAUGCCAUCAGCGCGCUCGCUCUCGGCGAGCAUGGCCAUUCCCAUUCUCAUGACAACAGUGGUUCAUUGCCAGAACCAAGCCCUCCCCUAUCCGCCUCCCCAAUGGAUGCAGACACCGGUCAUCACAGGCAUCAGCACCUGGAUCACUCCCUUUCCAUCAAAGCCGUUCUCCUUCAUAUAGCUGGCGAUGCUCUCAACAACCUUGCUGUUAUCAUUUCUGCUCUAGUGAUGUGGAAGGCGCCGCCAAAAUCUCCACCAGUCCGUGAACCUCACAAACCGUUGGCCAAGUACUACGCUGACCCUGCUUGUACGAUGCUAAUUGCUAUCCUUAUUAUGUUUGGGUCGGCACCGCUGGUUAUCAAGUCUGGAAGAGCCUUGAUGGAGCAAGCAGAAGUGUCAGACGAGAUGAGAUUGCUAGGUUCAAGGGGCCCAUCUGAAUCGACCGAUUUGCGCGAGACGUGCGCAAGUGCGGGUGGACAGAAAGUCGCGGAAGUGAUGAUCGAUGACGCUAGAUAA
Molecule: messenger RNA, 963 nt
Organism: Paracoccidioides brasiliensis Pb18
Exons: 3
Coding region: 1-963 (320 amino acids)
Biological process (GO): zinc ion transmembrane transport; intracellular zinc ion homeostasis
Cellular component (GO): membrane
Molecular function (GO): zinc ion transmembrane transporter activity
Source: RefSeq, a predicted model, not a curated record